Messenger RNA from Saccostrea cuccullata (small rock oyster), 1059 nucleotides. RefSeq names its product nardilysin-like. Gene Ontology annotation, biological process: proteolysis. Gene Ontology annotation, molecular function: metalloendopeptidase activity; metal ion binding. The record is from RefSeq and is a predicted model, not a curated record. The transcript is spliced from 8 exons. Lineage: Eukaryota; Metazoa; Mollusca; Bivalvia; Ostreida; Ostreidae. Bases 65 to 1027 code for a protein of 320 amino acids.
AAAAGAAGUUUGCAAUCAACAUUGAACAAAUUAAAAUUGAAACAUGUGUCAAUAAAGGCGACACAUGAAAAGGUGCUUUAUUAGGUGUUUAGAUUUUUUCAAUAGGGUGCAAAACAAAUAUCCGAAAUUUAACGCUUCUAAGAGGUCUUCCGAGCUUGUUCGAUCUACAAGAAGUUACAGCGUCAGAAUGAAGCAUCCGAUAAAUAUUGUGAAAUCAGAAAAUGACAAAAGAAAUUACAGAUGGAUUAACCUUGACAAUGGUUUACAAGCCAUCUUGAUAUCAGACUUACUGGAGGGAGAGGAGGAGGCAGAAGAAGCACCUUGGGAUGAUGAGGAUGAGGAACAAGAUGGGAAUGAAGAGGAGGAGGAAGAUCAUCAUGAGGAAGAAAUGGAGGAGGAAGAUGAAUGUGGAAAAGAGGAAGGGGGAGAAAAGAAGUCAGCAGCAGCACUUUGUAUAUCCAAUGGAAGCUUCUCGGAUCCACCCAAUAUCCCUGGAUUAGCUCAUUUCUUGGAACAUAUGGUUUUCAUGGGGAGCAAAAAAUAUCCACAAGAAAAUAAAUUGGAUGAUUUCCUUGGGAAGCAUGGGGGCUUCACCAAUGCAUGGACUGAUUGUGAAAGGACUUCCUUUCAUUUUGAUGUUGAACAAAAGUACUUCCACCAAGCUUUAGACAUCUUUGCCCAGUUUUUCACUACUCCAUUACUGAGACAGGAUUCUGUAGACAGAGAAAUUCAGGCAGUAGACAGUGAAUACCAGAUGAGCCUUCCAAGUGAUGAUGAAAGAAUGUGUAUGCUGUAUGGAUCUCUGGCAAAGGAGGGGCACCCAAUGGGGAAAUUCUUCACUGGAAGCAUAGAUUCGUUGAAGACAGUUCCCCAGCAGAAUGGAAUAGAUGUGUAUGGAAACUUAAAAAACUUUUGUCAUGAAAUGUAUUCAGCUCAGUUUAUGACCCUAGCUGUUCAGUCAAAAGUUAGCCUUGACAAGCUGGAACAGUGGGUCAGAGAGAUUUUUUCUGAAGUUCCAAACAAGUAAGACUACAUAAGAAAAAGUUAAUACAGAUAAAC